CGCUGAGUGCACACUGAUUUCCAGUGUGAUGUCUCAGCGAGCAAAUCACUGGCCUUGUUGUCUAAAAUGGGAAUAACUGUGGGCUUUUGCUGUCUCGAAAAGACUUGCAAAAGUCUCUCUUUCCCUUAGGUCCUUGCAGGUUGCAGAAGAGGUCACCUGAGAGCAGGAUGAGAGUCAAAUGGAACAAAAACACGUUGGGAAUAGGUGAAGAGAGAAGGGCUGAGUGGAUGGGAGGAGAGGAAAAGACUGAUGCAGCUUCAGAAACCAUGAAAGGAACUGUUAAAACAGCUAUAGGUUACCUCACAUGGGGUUUAUUGCACAUUUUUAAUGCUGAGCUUGCUGCUGGAGGGUCCUGCCAGCCGGGGAGAGGUCUGGGCUGCCUCUCCCAUGGGUAGCAAAGGGAAGGGAGCAAAAGCCUGGAGGAUGUGGGCUGAUCUGCUGCAAUGGUGGGGAGAGUGUCCAGCAUCCUCCCUGCAAUUUCCUGAGCUGGGGCAGGUCCAGGUACUUAGGGAGAGAACUUCUGCUCUUGCUGUAUUAGUGCUUCCAGUGAGGAACCACUGGUAUUAAUAGUGGUGACUGCCUAAACCAGAAGAGCCAGUGGCCCUUCAGUUUUGGCACCACAGGACUGCAAGAGUGGGUUUUGCCUGGCCAAGACACUGAGGAUGGCCACAGCUUUGUCAGAGGGAGCCUCCCCAGUGUGGUCUUGGACCAGCUGAACGCUCUUAGAGGUCGUUUAACGUGGUCUCCUACAGGAAAGUCUGUCUCUGAAAAUAUUUCAAUACACUUCAGAAGUAAUAAUCCCUCUGGGUGCAGUGUAGAGGCUGCUCACACAGGCUUGGCCCCUGUUUAACAGCUGGAAGCUGUUCCCUGCUGCCCUCUGUCCCUUGUGUUUGCUUGAAGGGAAAUGCUGUAUGGCACCUUCCUACUGAGGCUCACCCAAACACCCUACAAACUGCCAUUUAUGGCUGUAGCAGCGUGAGACACUGGUAAACAAAGGAAAUUAAUUCCUACAAAUAAAAAAUGCUGGCAAUGAAGUGGCGAACACCACAGAAAUGCCUGUCUCUGAUUGCUUACCUCGUUCUUUGCCUCUCAGGGCAAAUGAAUUCCACAGGUCUCAACAGAGUCAAAAGACAAUCCCUGUGCCAGAGAGGGCCACUUUAGUGGGAUGACAAGAGCCAGAUGAUGGGUACUGCACAUCCAUUCUGUGUAGCUCACCCUCUGGCCCAUCACCUUGUUGCUGCUCCUCUGGGGCUUUGGUGGUUAAUAAGUGAAGAAUAUCACUCCACCUCUUUCUGUGGAGGAGGAGUAAGUCCUCAGGCUGAAGAGGUUGGUGAGGGAAAACUGUCCUGAGAAACAGUGUGCUCUGCCACAGUCCCUAACAGCUCACAGGACUUGGGUGUUUUCCCCAGGAUGAGUUGCAUUUACCAAAGGAAAACUGGGAACAGUGUACAUCUCUCCAAAAGUGUGGAGCUGCAAAGUGCAGUGAAGAAAGGAGCUUAUGCAUCCAAAAGGUGAACAGGAGAAUGGUGAAAGGGAUAAGAGAGAUGAAAGACAGGGUAAACAGGUGGGAGAAGCCCUGCUUACACCCCAUGAGAAGCUCUGUAGCUUGAGUGUGUGUUUUCUGUUUGGUGGGGAGAAAACAGUGGCAGGGUAGAAAAAGCAGGGGAACCUGGAAUUUUUCUGGCCUUGCAGGGCGUGUACUCUCUCAUCCAUAAACUUCAGGAGAAGGAGACAAUAUGAUCAGGAAUAACGUUCUGCCAAGUCUGUUCCCCUGGGCCUGUCUGUUUUUCCUUACCUUCAAAGCUAUUUGUAAGUCAACACUUGGAGUUUCACCUCCCUGUUAAGUGUUCUUUGCCACUCCCAACACUUACAUUGUUUUCCUGAUAAUGGGACAGACCUUUUGGGCAGGCUUCCUUCCCCCUUCUGAUGUAAUGUGUGUCUUGGCUUUGCUUGCUCGUGCACGUUGGAAAUGAUUGAAGACAUUUGUGAUUUUUGAAACUGAGGAGCAAGUAAAACACCUCGAUCAGUUUAUUAACACCCUGUCAAGACCUCUGUACGUUAUGGGAGGAGAAACACUCAAUCUGCUUGUUGCUGCUUCAUUAGAUUGUGGCCAUUAGGUUGGGGUGGUUGAGGUGGAGGGCAAUCAGCCUGUCUGCUCAGUGACUCUGACUUCCUGGGCUUUGCCACAAUACCAGCCUGCAUUUCUGUGUUUCUUGCAGAGCAAGGAGAUGGUUUCAGAGACUCUUUCCUCACAGCACAGCUGAAGCAGGGAGAGCUUUGCUGUUUUGUUUUUUUUUUGUUUGGUUGGUUUUUUUGAGGAGAUAGCUCUCCUCAUUUUCCAGCAACUCUUUAGUUCGGGGAUUGGCUGGGACUUUGAGGAGCGUGGUGUGGAAGCGGGGAGUGCCUGGUUCACGCAGCGCCAAAUGCGAGACAGGCAGACACAGCCCACAGGAGUGGAGAGUCAGCGCCUCUUGUUGUAAGACAGCAGCUCAGCACUGGUUGCUAAAUGGCCUCAGGUAUGGAUGGGAAGAAAUGCAGCGUGUGGAUGUUUUUACCUCUUGUCUUUACCCUGUUUACAUCAGCUGGAUUAUGGAUAGUGUACUUUAUAGCAGUGGAAGAUAACAAAAUUCUCCCACUAAGUGUACCAGAUAGGAAACCUGGUCCCAAAAGACCGCCUUAUAUAAGUAUUGCAGGUGAUGCACCUCCUGCAAGCUGUGUGUUUAGUCAAGUCAUGAACAUGGCAGCAUUUCUAGCGCUUGUUGUGGCUGUCCUGCGCUUCAUUCAGCUGAAGCCAAAGGUGCUCACCCCUUGGCUGAACAUCAGCGGCUUGGUGGCUCUGUGCUUGGCCUCUUUUGGGAUGACCCUCCUCGGCAACUUUCAGCUUUCCAAUGAUGAGGAGAUCCACAACGUGGGCACGUCGCUGACCUUUGGCUUUGGGACACUGGCAUGCUGGAUCCAGUCUGCCCUUACCCUCAAGAUCAACCUGAAGAAUGAGGGGAGGAAAGCUGGGAUUCCACGAGUGGCUCUCUCAGCCAGCAUCACCCUCUGUGUGGUGCUCUAUUUUAUCCUUAUGGCCCAGGGCAUUCACAUGCAUGCUUCCAGGAUCCAGUGGGGCCUAGUGAUGUGCUUCCUGUGCUACUUUGGCACCUUUGCAGUGGAGUUCAGGCAUUACAGAUUUGAGAUAAUUUGUUCUGAGUACCAGGAAAACUUUCUGAGCUUUUCCGAAAGCUUAUCAGAAGCCUCCGAGUACCAGACAGAUCAGGUGUAGCCUGUCCUCUGGUGGGGGGGAGGGGGGCAGGUGUGGUCUCAUGGGUGAAACAUGACCUCAUUUACACUUUUUUUAUGAGUUUCUUUUCAUGUGCAAUCAUGAUGGUAUUGCCAAAGGGCUCUGAGGGUGGCUGUCUCACUAAGAGCCAAACGGAGGUGUCUGCUGGAAGAGGAGUGGAUCCAUCUCAACGGCAGUGUGAGAGCACAGGCUGCUUAGUUUGUGCCACCAGUGACUCUUUCUGAGUGGCUCUGUCACACUUCUGUUAUUCAAAACAUUCAGCAGCCUGUCCUUGUGACACCCCUCUGAGGCUGGCCCUGCUCAGCCCGCCCUGCAGAGACGGAGGUGAAGGAAGCAGACUUCUCCUAGCAGCAAGAGUCUCCAGGAGUCACCUGUUCCCAAGUCACCAGACUGCAUCUUCCGUGUUUCCCGGGUUGUUUUCUUUGCUGCCAGCCGGGGGAACUUGGCAGGGGGAGCAAGAGCAGCAGUUUCUUCAGAAUCAGACACAGAAGACCCCAGUGGACUGGCUUUCAUGGCAAGCAGGCAGGCAUUUCUUCCAGCCUGGAAAGCGGCCGACGGUAAAUCUGGGUUUGGAGGAACUGUGCUGUGAUCAGGAAGUGAGACUUAGCUGAUGCUGCCUUGUGGCCAGGCAGAUCACCCCCAGGCCAAAGGGAUGGCACAGUGGGCUGCUGAGUUGGCUUCCUGCUGGGCACUGGUAGGAGUGAGGUGCUGAAUUAAGAUGAGGUCUGUGUGCUCUGAAAACGACUCAGAAAAGGCUGCUUUUUCCAUGUGUAGUGCUUCCACCACACAUUGUGUAUAGUAUUUCAAAAGCUUUUUAAAUUUUUUUUUAAUGUUUACUGAGGGGGAAAACAUUGUGUUAGAGACACCAGGCUUGUCUGCCAUGAGAGCAGUGCCAGUGCUUCUGGGCACAGGGUUUGGUUUUGCUCCUUGUGCAAGCCAAACUUCAGACAUGCUGGUUUGGGCUCUGGGCCCCUCAAUGUGGCCAGUUGUCCUGAGUGGAGCCUGCCACAGGUUUAAAUGGGCUUCCAAAGUGCCAGGAGGGAGUUCUGGCACAGAGGCUGGCUGAUCUGCCUGAGAGCUGGAGGUGUGAGAAGGGAACAACAAAAUCAGAAGGGCUUUUCCUUCCCUAAAGGGAGAUUUUCAAACAGAAGGUCUGUUUUCAGAGAACAAGGAGCUCAAAACCUGAUUUUGGGAAGGCUGCUGUAUUGCCUAGGUAGAGGAGUGAUGGGAGUUGCUUGUCCCCAUGGCUCCUAUUUUCCUCCAUAAAUCAGGCUCAGCUUAGUUUUACAUAUUGUCUGAGCUUCAGGAAAACAAGCAGAAAUUAAAAUGGUAGGAAAAGGCUCUUGAAGGGGAACUCGUACUGCUCUGUGGCAUUUCUGACAGAGAGGGAAAGGAAAAUGCAAAAGGGCAUUCAGUCUUCUGCAAAGGUCACAGGCCUCUCCUGAGAGCAGAAACAGUUGAGACAAACUGUGUGUUAAGUAGAAAGCUUUCAGCCAGCCCUUUAUUUCCUGUGCACCAAAACUUGUUCUCAGGCAGCUGUUACAAAUCCCGAGCAUUUUUGGCCAGCAGAGGGUUGUUGUUGAUUGCUGAAGGCUUCCUCCUUGUAGCAGUGUCUUGAGUGGAAAGUUUUCCCAGAAGGAUGUGCUGAGAGUGGCCAAGGACACAGCAGUGUGAGGUGCCAGCUCCCUAGAGGCUCAUCCAGGGAGCUGCUCCUGGGCACGGACAGGAGGGGACAGUCUCUGGAGAACAUGCAGGUGGGAUCCUCUUGCACUGGCACACACUCAACCCACGUGGAGCACAAAAUAGCAAUUUGUUGUAAGGGUGUUUUACUGUAAAUAGUCCACUGUGUCUUUUUUCCCCUAAUUAAUACUUUCAGUUUAUUAUUUUAGCUUUUGUAAUUUUAUCAAAGAAAAAAAAAAAGGAUGAUGUGGUUAUUUUUUUUCCUUUUGCUCCUUUUCCUAUAUGCAAUCCAAACUGAAUUUCGGGUUUUUAGUGAUAAUUCUGUACAUUUCUUAGAGUAUUUCUAACAGCACAUUUCAGUACAACUAAACGACAACCGAUGUACACUAAAACAUGACCACUAAAUAAAGUGCUUUUAUGGAG
This is a messenger RNA of Passer montanus (Eurasian tree sparrow), 5389 nucleotides long. RefSeq names its product transmembrane protein 150C (gene TMEM150C). The transcript has 9 exons. The record is from RefSeq and is a predicted model, not a curated record. Bases 2507 to 3268 code for a protein of 253 amino acids. NCBI's taxonomy places the organism in Eukaryota, Metazoa, Chordata, Aves, Passeriformes, Passeridae.